Molecule: messenger RNA, 1329 nt
Organism: Lizanozyma spartinae
Lineage: Eukaryota; Fungi; Ascomycota; Pichiomycetes; Serinales; Debaryomycetaceae
Exons: 1
Coding region: 1-1329 (442 amino acids)
Source: RefSeq, a predicted model, not a curated record
AUGUCUGAAACACUAGCAGAGUCUUCUUCUGCUCCAGACACAAGCAGUGCUCCAGAUCUUCGUCGCAUGAACACCGCUGAUGCCCUUGUGUAUUUUGCUGAGCACAUUGAAUCGUCUCUAGAAGGGUUGGCGAAGCAGGAAUACGCCACCAAGGGACGUCGGUAUAAGUUUCUCGAUAACAACUUUCAAAGAAUACGAGAAAUUGAUAAACACUUGGUGGUAUUCCCAGAACAACGGGAUAGAAAGAUUAGUGUAAUUCUGGCCUUUGAUAUCAUUCAACGUAUAGAUGAACAAUUAUUUGAAGCCUUCCCUGAUUUUGUUAGUUGUAUGCUUGGAUUUGCAUGGGAGUUAGAAAGACUAGGAUUGAUAGAAAGUGAAAACAGUUCUGUUACUCACUACAAGGAUUGCCAACAUUAUGGGUUUCUUGAAUGUGAACAUCAAGCAUUAAAAUGGUUCUCCAAGAUUGAGCCAAAACACAUUCAAUGGGUAGCUAAUCUUCAAUAUUGCGCUAAGAUUAACUUUUUACAUACUGACCAUCAUAUGGGAACCAAAGUUGAUGAUCAGUUUAUUAAGCAAUAUUUGGAUGAAUAUUUCGGUCCUGAAGCUCUGGAAUCAACAACUCUUAUCACAGCUCUCAAAUCGUUUGUUCAUUGGGGGAAUAUUAAGGGGAUGCUCUAUAAACUAGGCUUACCCAAUGUUAACAUCUCGGAGGAAACAAAAAGGAGAUACGAUAAAUUCCCAGACCCAGCACCAGAAAUAAUUGAACAAGUUUUCGACAGAUACCCCAGUGGUACAUCACGUAUAGCACUUAUUAAAAAGGCUUUGGAAAUUUUUGGGAAAAGUUGGUCGUAUGGUGACCUCUUGGAAUAUCCACCACCAUUUACAAUGGGUGGUGGUGCUACGAAUGAACGGGUUAAUAUAGAAUGGGUUUAUCAAAUUUGUCAUGAUAUCAGACAAGAUCCUCUUCGAUAUCAUCUUAGAUCCCAGACUAAAGAUCUACAUACACAGCCUGUUAAUUUGCAAGAGUUAAACACUAAAUACCAAAAGGAAAUUGAAAUGGCCUACAUUUACAUAGGUAUUUUGAUUCAUGCCUUUUCAAAUGCCGGUACAGAUUUUCUCAUGCAAAUUCCUCGCGUUCCACCACCUGACAAGUUAAUACAAACUUCACCAGAAAUCGAAGAGUACUACAGUAAAUGCUUGGGUCUAAACAAUAGUAUCCAAGAAUACGAGGCUAAGGGAUGGGACUCGGAAGACAUUGUCAUCAGAUUGAGGGCAAAUCAAUAUUCUUUGGUCGAUAAAGUUAACGAGUUGUCGAAAAGAUUUGGGUAA